Messenger RNA from Suillus subaureus, 1342 nucleotides. RefSeq lists its product as uncharacterized. The transcript is spliced from 13 exons. The record is from RefSeq and is a predicted model, not a curated record. Lineage: Eukaryota; Fungi; Basidiomycota; Agaricomycetes; Boletales; Suillaceae. Bases 244 to 1146 code for a protein of 300 amino acids.
CCCGACUUCUCCAGAAAGGAUAGUACCCCUACAUAAUCGAUUUAAUUUCUAGUGAGAAGUUGAGAACAGUAGUUCGUGAUGCCGAUAGCAAGUUCAGGUAACUUACUCGGUAGCGCCGUGUGGUACAGUUUCAAUUCGAGCAUCACAGCCCUCAAGACGCACUGAGGAAAUCCUAUCACGAAUUGUAGUAUACUUAUCAGUACUAAUCAACGAUUAGUGGCUCAUCAGGUCCCAUUCGAUCUCAUGUCAGAGCAAGAAGUUGUCGCUGGUCUCCGCUGGAACAACAGUGCAGGUGUGCCAAUCAUUACCCUGAUGUUAUAUGAGUAUUUUCUUCUGUUAGACAAAGAGGUUGAUUAUGUCUGGAAACGACCCUGGUCGGUAAUGUCAUGCCUGUACCUCGUUGUUCGAUAUUUUGGUAUUUUCCUAGCACUGCUGUGCGGCUUCUGGGGAGGUCUGUUAUACAUACCUGAAUCAGUCAGUUACGGUCUUAUCGUUCUAAUUGAAUGGGGAUUUUCAGUAUAUUUUUGGUUUGCGGAGGCCAUUCUCAUCUGGCGCCUUUAUGCCAUAUACAACCAAUCCAAGCUCCUGCUUUAUGUUCUGGUGGAAUUGUUUUUGCCUGUCGUCGCCCUCUCAAUCGCAACGGACAUCUAUCUAUACAGUCGACGCAAUGUGUUCUCAGUGAAAGAAAUCAUAACUCCGCACGCUAAGUACUGCACUCUUUCCUUCAACACAGGGCCUAUGCCUACGAUCUAUACUUCCAUCCCCAUUGUGUGCUAUGAUAUCUUACUAGUUGCUCUCGCAGCUGCCAUCCUCGCGAGGCACUUCAAGGAACGGAGGGAAAUCCAAAUGAGGGCUAAUACCUAUAUGGUUAUGAUCGUCCGGUAUCAUAUCCUGUAUUUUGCCCUGAAUUUGACAAACCAAAUCUUACUGGUUAUAUUAUGGGCUCAUAUUCCGACACCAGCGAUGAGUCUCUCAGAGCUUUUCAGCGAUACUGCGCCAUUUAUUCUCGCUCCCCGUCUCAUCAUCAGUAUUUGGGAUACGCAUGCCCAUGAUGACUGCGUAGAAGUCAGUACGACGUUCGAGGACUGUGUAUGUUGGACUUCUCCACCGAGGUUCGAGCAGCACGAGAUGGACUCCGUCGUAUAAUUCUGGCUUGCUGGUUCCUCAGCAUGAAGACAGAAAUGACCGGGAAAGAGCAAGGCGGCCAAUUUUUUUUGGCGCCUGGUGGUGUGCAUAGUAGUCACACCUUGAUCUGUUGAAAAUAUAAUAUAGACCGAAUGAUGCAACAUCAGCACGGUUCCCUGCGGGUGCCAGUGCAUAACCUUUGACGAACACUGAUAAC